Gongylonema pulchrum is the source of this 210-nucleotide messenger RNA. The record is from the annotation of a GenBank genome assembly. Lineage: Eukaryota; Metazoa; Nematoda; Chromadorea; Rhabditida; Gongylonematidae.
CCGAACAACAUACUGGAACUGAGGCAUACCGAAGUACCGCCUGAUUUACGUCGCAAGGGUUUCGCAAGGCAGCUCUGCAAGGAAGUGUUUAAAUUUGCAAAAGAGGAAAAUCUGAAGAUUGUGCCGACGUGCUCUUUCUGCCACAGAUAUGCAAACGAAUGGGCAACGCCCGAGGAGCGAGAACUGGUCGUUAAAAAUAUUCACUGCUAA